Molecule: messenger RNA, 963 nt
Organism: Eremothecium sinecaudum
Lineage: Eukaryota; Fungi; Ascomycota; Saccharomycetes; Saccharomycetales; Saccharomycetaceae
Gene: TWF1
Product: twinfilin TWF1
Exons: 1
Coding region: 1-963 (320 amino acids)
Biological process (GO): barbed-end actin filament capping; actin filament depolymerization
Cellular component (GO): actin filament; cytoplasm
Molecular function (GO): actin monomer binding; actin filament binding
Source: RefSeq, a predicted model, not a curated record
AUGUCUAAUCAAUCUGGGAUUACUGCAAAUGAUGAUUUAUUAAGCCGUAUAAGCAAUUUACAUCAGGAUGGUAAGUCAAUAGUGGCUGGAAUAAAUGAUACCUCUACUGAAGUUAACUUCAUUUCACAAUUAUCAGGUGUUGAUGAAAUAAAGGAAUACUUAACGGCCCAUGGUUCCGUUCCAUGUUAUAUCAUGUGCAGAGCAAAUGGUUCAUUAUAUUUCAUCAGCUUUACUCCAGAUUUAGCUCGUGUUCGCGAUAGAACGUUAUAUGCCUCAACGAAGAAUACGAUAUUGAGACAGAUAGGAAGCAACAACGUGUCAUCUAUAACCAUGAUUACCGACCCAGAUGAGUUUAGUGAAGAGUUAUGGAAUCAAAAGAAAGUUCCUGGGCCCCUUUCAGAGUCUGAGAAGGUUCAGGAGAAAGUGGAUGAACAAUUACACUCUGAGGCGUAUGUGAAUAGCCGUCAAGGGCGGUAUUUGGCCUCUAUGCACGGUGGGGUUUCAUCGUCUUUAUCAUUCAAGUUUAAUAGCUCUGAACCAUUUUCAGACCUUUUAAACAGCAAAAGCGCGCUUACCUUUGAGAUUGAUUGUGCUUCAGAGCAAAUUGUAUUCUCUGGCGCUAAAAACCCAAAAAGUCCUAAGGAGCUCAUAAAUGCCAUUUCAACGAAGCACCCUAGUUAUACUGUCUAUAAAUCGCAAAAAGAUUCUGUCUUCUUCAUCUACAGUUGUCCUUCAGGGAGUAAGGUGAAAGAGAGAAUGAUAUAUGCUGCCAACAAGAAGGGUUUUAUGUUAAAUCUACAGGAUGAGCACGGCCUCGUAUUUUUGAAAUCAAUUGAGGUUGGAGACCCUGAAGAACUUGAAUUAUCUACUUUAAGCCCUGAUUUAAAAGAGGAAACAGAAUCUGAUGUGUCAAAGCCCAUAUUUAAUAGGCCAAAAGGGCCACAAAGAAGAGCCAGAUCAUAA